AUGGUAGUUAAAUGGGCGCCGAAUGCAACGAGCGGUACACUCGUUGCUGGAGUCCCAGGAGUUCAAGGUUCGACCAGUAAUAAAUUAGGUCGUCUCCGAUUCAUUCAUUUAGACGAGAAUCAAGGUGCAAUCUACGUCAGUGACUCUAGCAACAAUCGUAUCCAAAAGUUCAUCAUUGGCGGCAAUGGAACAGGAGUCACAGUGGCAGGCAAUGGUACUGUAGGAACAGGUUUGAAUCAGUUGAAUGGACCCUCAGGUAUUUGGGUUACACGUGAUGGCAAAACUAUCUAUGUUGCUGAUAAUGGCAACAACCGAGUCAUGAAAUGGACGAUUGGUGUCACUCAAGGAUCUGUUGUGGGUGGCAGUAUAAGUGGCGUAGCAGGUACCAAUCAACUUCUCAAUCAACCAGCUGAUGUGGCUCUCGAUCCAAGUGAAACGUAUCUUUAUGUUUCAGACUAUGGUAACCACAGGGUUCAACGAUUUCGUGUCAAAUGA
Rotaria sordida is the source of this 495-nucleotide messenger RNA. Lineage: Eukaryota; Metazoa; Rotifera; Eurotatoria; Philodinida; Philodinidae. The record is from the annotation of a GenBank genome assembly.